AUGAGUGUUCUCUAUCUGCUGAUAACUGCGACCUACACUCAAACUGCACGAAUAUUGAUGGAUCUUUCUCGUGCACUUGUAAAAAUGGAUAUUCUGGAAAUGGAACUCUGUGUCAAGGUAAAUAAAAGUCGCAAUUUUUUAACAUAGCACUAGCUAUGUUGCAUAGCACAUUUAAUCUCUUUCACAAAAGAAAAAUAUUUAUAUCUUCGUAGUGUUUUAACGCCACUGCUUUUAUAUUUCUGUAGACGUUGAUGAAUGUUAUUCGUCAAUUGACAAUUGUCAUAAAAACUCAAUAUGCACCAACAAUGGUGGAUCUUUCUUCUGUACUUGUAGGAGUGGAUAUGCUGGAAAUGGAAUUGUUUGCGAAGGUAUGUACAGGAGGUGAUGAAGACUUAGAAAAUCAUUGCAGUAGGAAGGACAUAACCUCAGCCAAAAUGAUCGCAUGA
Messenger RNA from Paramuricea clavata, 446 nucleotides. Lineage: Eukaryota; Metazoa; Cnidaria; Anthozoa; Malacalcyonacea; Plexauridae. The record is from the annotation of a GenBank genome assembly.